ACACAGUCACACUCAUAAGUCAUAAAUCAUAAAUCAUAAAUCAUACUACUACUCCUAAAAGGAUUCGAUGCACUUUAAAUUUGGGUACAGAGUCAUGUAACCUCACUCACCCCCUUAAUUGAUUUCUCGGAAAUCGGCGACGCUGUCAUUGCUGAGUUUUUUCUACCUUCACUGUUACAGUUCUUCAUCGAAGAUAGAGAAAAGAGAGAAAUUAUAGUGAUGGGAAAAGAAGGAUACAUAGUUCCAGUGGACCCUCAAAUGGGGUUGAGUGUGGGCCUGAAGAAGAAACUUGUCGGAUCGCGCAAUUGGGUUUUACUUGAUUCGUCGCGUCAGGGUACAGUUCUUAAUCUUGAUAAAUACGCUAUUAUGCAUCGUGUUCAUAUCCAUGCCCGUGAUCUUCGAAUUUUGGAUCCUCUUCUCUCCUACCCUUCCACUAUUUUGGGACGUGAGAAAGCCAUUGUUCUCAAUUUGGAGCAUAUUAAGGCCAUUAUUACAGCUGAUGAGGUCUUACUUCGAGACCCUACGGAAGAAAAUGUAAUUCCUGUUAUUCAGGAACUUCAGAGGCGGUUAUGUCCUCCAGUGCAUAGGAUUCAAGGAGAUGGGAAAGAGUCAGGCAAACAUGAUGUUGAAGCUAAUGAUGAAGAUGAUUCCCCUUUUGAAUUUCGUGCUCUUGAGGUGGCUUUGGAUUCAAUAUGUAGCUUUCUUGCUGCACGCACUACUGAACUUGAAACUGCUGCUUACCCUGCACUAGAUGAGUUGACGUCCAAGAUAAGCAGCCGAAACUUGGACAGAGUAAGGAAAUUAAAGAGUGCAAUGACAAGAUUGACAGCUCGUGUUCAAAAGGUGAAAGAUGAGCUUGAACAACUUUUGGAUGAUGAUGAUGAUAUGGCUGACCUUUAUUUGUCCAGAAAGGCUGCACCUACUUCACCAGUUAGCGGAUCAGGAGCUUCUUGGUUCCCGAGCUCACCUACCUUUGGUUAUAAGAUAUCAAGAGCAAGCAGAGCAAGUGUGAUCACAGGUCGUGGUGAUGAGAAUGAUGUUGAAGAACUUGAAAUGUUGCUUGAGGCUUACUUCAUGCAAAUUGACGGGACAUUGAAUAAAUUAACUACGCUUCGUGAAUACAUAGAUGACACGGAGGAUUACAUUAACAUUCAGCUCGACAAUCAUCGAAAUCAGUUAAUUCAGCUAGAGCUCUUCUUGAGUGCAGGAACGGUUUGCUUAUCUGUGUACUCUUUGGUGGCUGGAAUUUUUGGAAUGAAUAUACCAUUUACUUGGAUGGAGAAUUAUGAUUACCUCUUUAAAUGGGUAGUCAUCCUUACAGGAUUUUUUUGUGUUGUACUCUUUUUAUUUAUAAUAUCAUAUGCUCGUAAUAAAGGUCUUGUGGGAUCGUGAGAUAAAAUUAGCACUAUCUUUUUUCAUAGAGGAACAAGAUCAACAUGCGAUCUUGUCGGGGUAACCUCAGACUUACACUAAAUCUUCUUUGAUCGUGGAGUUGUUCAUACUAAUUAUGGAACAUAGUGAGCACAACCCAAAUUUCUUAGGUGAUUAUCACACAUUCUUUGUGGUAUCGAUAUACUCAAUAGAAUUUCUAGAGGCUUUUUUUCUAAAAAUUUUCUCUUGUAAAUUUAUAUAACCUCAGUAAUAAGUUUUAUCUUGUAAGUAGCAAUUUUUUUCAAUUGAUUAAACAAAAGAUGCAUCUGAAA
Molecule: messenger RNA, 1703 nt
Organism: Beta vulgaris subsp. vulgaris (sugar beet)
Lineage: Eukaryota; Viridiplantae; Streptophyta; Magnoliopsida; Caryophyllales; Amaranthaceae
Product: magnesium transporter MRS2-I
Exons: 12
Coding region: 220-1392 (390 amino acids)
Biological process (GO): transmembrane transport; magnesium ion transport
Cellular component (GO): membrane
Molecular function (GO): magnesium ion transmembrane transporter activity
Source: RefSeq, a predicted model, not a curated record